Messenger RNA from Trichosurus vulpecula (common brushtail), 6551 nucleotides. RefSeq names its product glypican 1 (gene GPC1). Gene Ontology annotation, cellular component: extracellular region; synapse; cell surface. Gene Ontology annotation, molecular function: fibroblast growth factor binding. The record is from RefSeq and is a predicted model, not a curated record. NCBI's taxonomy places the organism in Eukaryota, Metazoa, Chordata, Mammalia, Diprotodontia, Phalangeridae. The transcript has 9 exons. Gene Ontology annotation, biological process: cell migration; regulation of protein localization to membrane; negative regulation of fibroblast growth factor receptor signaling pathway. The coding region runs from base 359 to 2014 and encodes 551 amino acids.
GGGACCGAGCGCGAGCGCUUCGCGGCUGCCGCUGCUGAAGCUGCUCCCGCUGCGGCCGCCGCCGCGGAUUGUGCCUGGCUGAAUCUGCGCCGGUCGAACUCGCCCCGGGCUUUUGUUGUCAUCCUCCUCUCCUCCUCUUCCUCCUCCUCCUCCUCCUCCUUCUCCUCUUCCUCCUCUCCUCCUCCUGCCCUGCUGCCUCUACCUCCGCUGCCGCCGCCGAGUCCUCGGCCACCUCCUCCAGGCAGCGAGCCCAGCGCACCGGGACCUUGGCUCUGCCCUUCGCCCGCCGGACGGCGGCGGAGCGCAGCGGGGGACAGGCGGACCUGCGGACGGACAGGAGGGCGGCGGCCGGCCGGCCAUGGAUCUCCUCGUGCGGGGCUGCUGGCUCCUCUGGGUGGCCGCCGCCGCCUCGGCCCGCGGGGAGCCGGGGGGCAGCAAGAGCAGGAGCUGCGCCGAGGUCCGCCAGGUCUACGGGGCCAAAGGCUUCAGCCUGAGCGGCGUGCCUCAGGCGGAGAUCUCCGGUGAGCACCUGAGGAUCUGCCCACAGGGCUACACCUGCUGCACCAGUGAGAUGGAGGAGAACUUUGCCAACCGGAGUCGCAGCGAGUUGGAGGGGGCCCUCAGGGAGACAAGCCGAUCAAUGCAGGUGAUGCUAAGUACUCAGCUCCGUAACUUUGAUGGUCAUUUCCAGGACCUGCUGAACAAGUCGGAGCGGGCUCUCCAGGACACGUUCCCCGGGGUCCACGGGGACCUGUACACCCAGAACUCGCGGCUGUUCAGGGAUCUGUACUCGGAGCUGCGCCGCUAUUAUCGGGGGGCCAACAUCAACCUGGAAGAGGCGCUGGCCGAGUUCUGGGCGCGCCUGCUAGAGCGGCUUUUCAAGCAGCUGCACCCCCAGUACGUGCUUCCAGACGAGUACCUGGAUUGCAUGGGCAAGCAGGCGGAAGCCUACAAGCCGUUCGGCGAGGCGCCCAGAGAGCUCAAGCUCCGCGCGACGAGGGCCUUCGUGGCCGUGCGCUCCUUUGUGCAGGGCCUGGGCGUGGCCAUCGAUGUGGUCAGGAAGGUGUCCCAGGUCCCUCUGGGCCAAGAGUGCUCUCGUGCCAUCAUGAAGCUGCUUUACUGCUCCCAUUGCCUGGGCGUCCAGAGCCCCCAGCCAUGUUCUGGCUAUUGCCGCAACGUGAUGAAAGGCUGCCUGGCCAACCAGGCCGACCUGGACACGGAGUGGAGGAACCUGCUGGACUCCAUGCUGCUUGUGGCUGACAAGUUCAAUGGCCAGACAAGCAUAGAGAGCACAAUUGGGACAAUCCACGUGCGGAUCUCAGAGGCCAUCACUGCCCUCCAAGACAACAAGGACGCACUCACAGCCAAGGUCUUUCAAGGUUGUGGAAAUCCCAGAGUGAGCGGCAAGGGCUCGGGCGGAGAGGAAAAGAGACGGCGAGGGAAGCCUGUGGCAGAGGAGAAGCCCUCUGGGAUUGGGCUGGAGAAACUGGUCUCAGAAGCCAAAGCCCAGCUCCGGGAUGUCCGAGACUUCUGGGUCAAUCUCCCUACAGUCCUGUGCACUGAGAAGGUGGCCAUGAGCUCAAGCAUCGAUGAGCGUUGCUGGAAUGGGAUGACCAAAGGGCGAUACCUCCCCGAGGUGAUGGGUGAUGGCCUCGCCAGUCAGAUCAACAACCCCGAGGUGGAAGUGGACAUCACCAAGCCCGACAUGACCAUCCGGCAACAGAUUAUGCAACUCAAGAUCAUGACCAACCGCUUGCGCAACGCCUACAACGGCAAUGACAUUGACUUCCAGGACACCAGCGAUGACAUCAGUGGCUCAGGGAGCGGCGAUGGCUGUUUGGAUGAGGUCUGUGGGAAAAGACUGAGCAAAAGUCAGAGCACGAGGCAACCGGAGACCCAUGCCAUCCCCAACCUGUCGGAGCACGAUGGGAGCGGUGCCCCUGGCUGCACCCGGCCUUCCCCCUUCCUCCUCCUCACCCUAGCCCUUGCUGCAGCAUGGUCCCUAGGGCGAUAACCACCCUGCCAGCGAAAGGGACUAUGGCCGAGGCCGGCCUUUGCCAAAACGGACGGACGAUAUUUGAUUCAUCUCGGCAGACGGCGAGAACGCACGCGAGCUCAAGGGGAAGGUCGGUGACUGAGAGUGACCGUGGCCCCGGACCCAGGCAGGAGCCUUCAGCCGCUCUGACUCUCGGGCCCCAAUGGCCAUACCUGGUUGUUUGUUUGUUUGUUUUGGUUUUUCUGUUUUUUAAUUUCAUUCUUUUCCUGGGGGGCUUCAUGAGCCCUCCAGUUGAUGGGAAGAUGAGCUUCCCCCAAAGGAUCUGCCAUGGAAGACACCUGAGCAGCAGCAGCAAUGCUGCCUAACACAUUAAUAGCCUGAGUGUCUAGCAGUAGAGGGAAGCCAACCACGGGGGAGCCGAAUAGAAGGCUGAGUUUGAAGGGUCACUGCCCCCUCGAGAAAGACAAGUGCCGGUGCCUUCCUUCCCUCCAGCAUCUUUCCCUGCAAGCAGCCUCUCCCCAAGUGGGGAACCACUUCACAAACUUAUCCCAAGUCCCGGCCUCAAUGCAAAAUCCUGCCUUCAACAUCUCAAGGAAAUAAGUCUUUCUCCUUCGUUUAAAACAAAAUUAGUUUUAAACCAGUUGAUGGCCCCCUGCCCUUGAGGCGCCCAGGAGUGGGAAUUUUAUGUUUUGCAUGAGAUUCCAAAAUUCACCCAAAAUCUCAACCAACGCUAAUCUAUGACUAUACUUCCACGGCAUAUGACAUUGAAACAAAAACAUGCUGCUGCUGAGUAAUUGGAACCCUUUUUUGGUUUUUUAAACUGGCACCAAUGCCCUUUUCUCAAUGAAUUUGACGAUCAAAGGCUUUAUUUGCAAAUCAUGGUUCAUUGAGAUAUCGAUCCAAUGUAUCCAGGAGGGAGCUAGAGAAAAUGGUGCCAUGACUGUAUUUGGGGGUUAUUCUUUUUUCUUUGCCUUUCCAGGAAAGAGCAGCUCCCCCGCCUGGCAGUCCCAUCCUUCCAUUUCACAGCUGGGAUCACUGAGGCACAGAUUGGGCAAAAGCCUUUCCUCAGGUCCCACACUGGGUCAGCUGCUCUUAACCACCCUGAGAAGACAGCUGGCCUUCUAGGCCACACCAAAGCAUCCUCUCCAAGUUAUCAUUUUGGGUUUUGCUUCGUCCUAUUGCUUCUGAUACCAUAACUUCUUACUUGAUUGUCAGGCAGGAACUCAGAUUUUGAGUGUUCCUUUUAUUAUUUUUGUUUAAAUAUGCGUAGAGAGAAAGAUAUCUAUUUACCGCUGGCAAAACUUUGUCCUUCAUAGGGCUCCAGGGCGGUCAUUGGAAUCCACAGGUCUGCAAGAUCUAGCCUGCAAGUGGGACACAGAGCCCCACAAGACCUAUCCAGUGAAAUCAUGAUGGAAUUUUAUUAUGUUACUCAUUGGUCUGAUAUUGUGAGGAUUUUUUCUUUUUUCUUCUGGUGGGGAGGUUGGGGCAGGAAGGUAGAACCAAAACGCUAGCUAUUACAUGUAAGGGUUUUUAUAGGCUUGCAUAAACUUUUCAAUACUACAAGUCCCAUUUCCAUCGUUAAGAACAUUUCCUUGGAAUUAUUUUUCAAGGAACUUUCCUUUCAAGGAAGACAUAAUGGAGAGAGAGAAAGACAGCUGACCUGGGAGUCAGAAAAAUGUGGGUUCAAGUCAUGAUUCCUCAGCCAGUCGUCAAUAAAUAAGUAUUUCUCAAGCGCCUCUUCUGGGCCAGGCACUGUGCUAAAUACUGGCAUUUUUCUAAACUCCGUGGCCUUGGGCAAUAACUACUCCAUGCCUGGGCAGUUCCAGAAACUGAGAAGUCAAGUCAGAGAUCAGCAUUCCCUACCCAGGCCCAGCCAGUUCAUUUCCCCCCAGCCUCUAAAAAAGAGGGUGUGGUCUGCAGUCUCUCCUAAAUAAUUAAGCCUUACAAAGUCUGAUGAGUUUAAUGGCCAUUCCAAGUCAGGGCCCCUUUAGACCAGGAAUUUUUGAGAAGUCACAGUGUUACUGAGAACAUUACAAGCAUCCUUUGCUGCAGAGGUGAGGACUUUGUGGAUGGGAUGCCACCUGGAGUCCUCCUUCAAGCACAAGCAGAGAGCUGCCCAUUGGAUCCCUGAUGCUGCAUUCUCAUUGGUGCUAUGUGUCAUCCUUCCCUGUUCACAAGGCUCUAGGCUCUCAAGCCAUUGUGUUUUCCCAUUGAGGCCCCACAAGGCAGCCAUUCUUCCCAAGGACUAUGUUUACUCUCUACCGCCAUCUUGGCAUAGUGUUAUCCUGGCCUUUUCAUUCCUUUAAAAAAAAAGGACUUUGCCCUGAGAGUCCCUAAGCAGGCAUAGGACUCAGAUGCCUGAGGCAGAAUGGUCCCUUCCACCUUCCUUAGGAUAGCAUUUAUCCUUCCCACUACUCUGGGGAAAAUAUACCUGACUGGCCUACUCAAGGGUCUUUAAAUACGACCCACUGUAACUGAUAAGAGGGGAAGUGACUAUAAACUCAAACUCUGAGAACUAGAAGGGGACUUCAGACCAUCCAGGAGAGGAACCUUCAGGCAUUCUCUUGGAGGGCCACAUGAUCGAUCUCAAUCCAGGGCCCAUUAUUUAUCAGUCUGAACAUGCUAGCUAACAGAACAGCUAGUAGGACACUAGAAACUCAAUGGGUCAGAAAACAGAUUUAGAGCUGGAAGGGACCUCAUCUAGAUCCAUCCUCUCAUUUGACAGUUGAGUCAACUGAGGCCCAGGAAGAUUAAGUGACUAAGGUCACAUGGGUGGCAAAUGACAAAGAUUGGAUUUUUAGCUAAAAAAAUAUUUUUGCUAAAAUGCUCAAGUUGGCUGGGACUGGCCUGUGAGUCACACGUUGAAUAGCUGGGAACUGAUCCCCUCAUUGGACAGAGGGGGGAAAUGUAGUCCCAGAGAGGGGAAAGGAUUUGUUUGUGAUCACACCUGUCACCCCCCACAACACAGGCUGACCUUGAUGGUCACAGGCUUGCCUGAUACCGUCAGCAGGUUGGUGACACCUCAAGUCUCCAGACCUUCAGUCCAGGACAAUCCUCACAGCCUCCGCUCCACUUCACAGGGAACAAGUUAAAAUCCCUAAAGUGUUGCCUAUCAUUGCUCAUAAUUCCAUUUCAUGUCACUGUCUGGCUAGAAAAUGAAAAUCGCAUCAUCCGAACACUUGAGGAGGUCAGAGUCAUAGAAUAGGGAGAGAUCUUGAUGGUCAUCCAGGCUAACUAAUGCCUUUCUAACAGCCCAGACCAAGGGUCUCCAUGUGCAGACUUCCUAACACCUCUGGGAGAUUCACUCCUCCCCCCGAAGACUCCCUUCCUUCUCUUUGAAACCUAUAAAAUGUCGCGGUUCUAGGACCUAAGAAAAUUUCAUUACCCAACAAGAUCUAGUUUUGGUCAUGCAAAAGCCAGGACCCCAUGUCUGAAUAAGUGGACUCCCCUCAGGCCAGGCCCUCCCUAAGCAAGACAUCAGAUUACUGCCCCGUUAAGCCAGAGUACACACUGAGAACUCAAACCACAGACGCCCAUGAUUUUGGCUUUUGUUAUUAUAGGCCCAAGAGAUGGGAAGGAGUUCGGAGGCCAUCUAGUCCAAUCUCAUUUUACAGAUGAAGAAACUGAGUCACAUGGAGAGUAAGCAUCAGAGAGGGGGAUUUCAACCCAGGUCUUCUGACUCUAGAGUCAGCAUCCAGUCAGUAGAUCCACAUCUUUUGUGCUCAACCAUUAAAAUCACUCAACUAACAAGUAUUGAUUAGGCACUUAGGUAUUUACUGUAUUCCUUUUCCCCUGCAAGCAGCCAAGCCUAUGACAGUCCCCCAUGAGGAGACAACACAGGAGAGGUAGAAAUGCAGUAUCUAUCCUCCCACAGUCCACAACAUAAUUUGGGAAAAAUACAUCCAAAAAAUAGUGUGUCCCAAUGUUCUUAAUCAGUUUUAAGCUUUAAUAAUCAUUAUAGCUUAAAACAGAACGAAGACUUUUGGGACACCUUUCUAUUUUGGGGUUGGACAACAAACAUAAAACUUUUGCCCUUACGUUAAAGUACUAGCUGUUACCACCUUAGUAAAGGAGACCAUUGGGGACAGCGGUUCAUUUUAAUUUAAAUUUAAACUUCCACCCCAAAAAUGGAGAGUCAGGUGCCACUGAGUUCACUUUGACCACUCCUCCAAGUCCCAAUUUCUACAGGUCAGGUUUAGGAUGAAGGGGUGGGGAGGGGUCAGAAGGGGCUUUGAGGGCACCGUUGCUCACCAUUUAAGUCACAUAACAAACCUUUUGCUUUCUGGUGGGCUUACUAAGGGAUAAGGACAAUUCAAUAAAAAUGUUUUAAAAGCCUCCAAAUUAUUCCUUUGCUUUUAAAAAAGAAUGCAUCUCUCUCUCUACAAAAUGAAGAUUUGCUUCACUCACUGGCGAGGCUGUCAGAGAUUUCUUUCUGUUACCAAGGUACCUGUAAACAAUCUUGCCCUGUUUAAUGGAAGGUGGAAUGUGUUCUUUGAAUCCUUGUAUAAAUAAAAAGGCUGGAGACUUAAAUGGGCGCCGGUGCCACAACCUCUUA